UGAGUCAGAAAUAUGAAUGGCCAUGGUUUCAUUUCAUCAUCACUUGUUGAAAAGAAAUUAGAAAGAGAUAAUAAAGAAUAAAGGAUUGCAAGCAAUUUGAUUGUUAAUAACUUCAGCAGCAUCCAUGGCACUUGCUCAAUCUCUUUCCGUUUCCCUUUGCGAUACACGUGUUUUCGCCUCAACUAAAUACCCUUACCCUGCCUCUGCUCAAUUUCUUAAACCCACUUUGCUUCCUGCUCGAGCAUCCUUCGCCACUGGUUCUCCACUUGUCAUUCGGAGAAACCAUGAAAGGAAGACCGCAUGCAAAGCAAUGCCAGUUUCGAUAAGAUGUGAGCAGAACACCAAGGGAGGGAACGGUUUGGAUGUAUGGCUAGGCCGGGGAGCCAUGAUUGGUUUUGCAGUAGCCCUUUCUGUUGAAAUUGCUACCGGAAAGGGACUCCUAGAGAUUUUGCAGAACUUUGGAGUCUCAAGUCCACUGCCAACAGUUGCCCUAGCCGUAACAGCACUGGUGGGUGUCUUGACGGCAGUUUUCAUCUUUCAGUCAGCGUCAGAAAACUGAUCACAUAUUUAGGCUGGUCUUAUUUGUUGUAAAUUCUGUAGUUUCAAAUUGAAAUUUCAUUUUUCAAGUAACAUUUUCAUCACUAUUUUGUUGUAAUAUUUGUCUUGGUGAAAAGAAUUGUCAUCAAUAUUAAUACUGAAAGGUUAAAGUAAUGGAAGCAUUAAUUAUAUUCAUACGUCAA
Cicer arietinum (chickpea) is the source of this 740-nucleotide messenger RNA. Its product is annotated as stress enhanced protein 1, chloroplastic. The record is from RefSeq and is a predicted model, not a curated record. NCBI's taxonomy places the organism in Eukaryota, Viridiplantae, Streptophyta, Magnoliopsida, Fabales, Fabaceae.